This is a messenger RNA of Paramisgurnus dabryanus, 5613 nucleotides long. RefSeq names its product protein NLRC3-like. NCBI's taxonomy places the organism in Eukaryota, Metazoa, Chordata, Actinopteri, Cypriniformes, Cobitidae. The record is from RefSeq and is a predicted model, not a curated record. Gene Ontology annotation, molecular function: protein binding.
AAUGCAAGAAAUUUACUGACAAGUAAGCAGUGCCCCCUGUUGGACAAAUUAUGGAUAAACUCGGUGGAUCUACAGUACGUAUUGCUGAGAAAGUGAAAGCAAAAUCUUGACGAAAGGAAAGGAAAUCGACAUUUCAUGGAGACUUUCUCAGUAUUUGUAUUUUAAUCUUUUAAUAAAGAUUAAGAAGACCAGUGAGGACACGAAGGAGAUGGAGGAGGACACUGCAGCAUCAGAUUUGCUGGAUCAGACUAAAGACCUGCAGCAGGUUUCUCAUCAUCCAGCAGAUGAUGUUCUGCAGAAUGUCAAAGACAAACACAAAACCAUUAUGAAGAACAAGUAUGAGAGUUUACUUAAGGGAAUCAAACUACAAACAAAUCAAACAUUCCUAAACACACAGCUCUACAUUAUAGAGGGAAAGAUUGAAAGAGGGAAUGAAGAACAUGAGGUUUUACACAUGGAGAAAAAGCCCAAAUCACACGACACUCCAAUCUGCUGCAAUGACAUCUUUAAACCCUUACCCGAAGAACUAAAUAAUAAAGAGAAAAUCAAGAGCGUUCUUACCAAAGGUAUUGCUGGAAUUGGAAAAACAGUCUCCGUGCAGAAGUUAAUUCUGGAUUGGACCGAGGGAACAGCCAAUCAUGAUGUUGAUUUCAUUUUUGUGCUUCCAUUUCGAGAGUUAAACUUGAUUCGAGAUGAUCAGUACAGUUUUCACAAACUUCUGCUGGCCUUUUAUCCUGAACUUGAAGAUCUGGACUCAAAGAUUUAUGAUGAGUUUAAAGUUGUGUUUAUCUUUGAUGGUCUGGAUGAAAGCAGAAUGCCGCUGAUGUUUUCAGACACGAGCGAGAAAGUUUCUGAUGUGACUGAGACUUCAUCAGUGUCUGUUUUGAUGUCAAACCUCAUGAGAGGAGAUCUGCUUCCCUCUGCUCUCAUCUGGAUCACCUCCAGACCAGCGGCAGCCAAUCAGAUCCCCUCCAAAUACAUCAACCGAUUCACAGAAAUCCAGGGAUUUAAUAAUGACGCCCAAAAGGAGGAAUAUUUCAGGAAGAGAAUCAGCGACUUGCAUCAAGCCGAGAAAAUCAUCUCACACAUUAGAAAAGCGAGAAGCCUCCACAUCAUGUGUCACAUCCCAGUCUUCUGUUGGAUCUCAUCCACUGUUCUUCAAAACCUCCUGAAAGAAGACAACGAGAGAGUAGAAAUCCCUAAAACUAUGUGUGAAAUGUACAUCCACUUUCUGCUGAUUCAGACGAAAAUGAAGAAUGAGAAGUAUGAUGAAACAGAUUCAGAGAAACUCCUGCAGUCCAACAGAGACUUGAUUUUGAAACUGGCUGAAGUGGCAUUCAAACAGCUAAUGAAGGGUAAUGUGAUGUUUUAUGAGGAAGAUCUGAGAGAGUGUGGGAUAGACAUCACUGACGCCUCACUGAUUGAUUCUGGGAUUUGCACUGAGAUCUUUAAGGAGGAAUCUGUGAUUCAUCAGAGGAAAAUCUACUGCUUCAUACAUCUCAGCUUUCAAGAGUUCCUCGCUGCUCUCUAUGUGUUUUACUGCCAAGUAACCAAACAUGUUGACACACUGCAGUUUAUUGAUUUAGUUGAUAGCUUUUAUAAAGGUGUAGUAGAUAAAGCUCUUAACAGUAAAACUGUACAUCUGGAUCUUUUCCUUCGAUUUCUGCUGGGCAUCUCACAGGAGUCCAAUCAGAGACUCUUACUGGAUCUACUGACACACACGGUGGACACCUCAGAAACCAUUAGGGAAACCACAGAGUACAUUAAAGACCGAAUUAAAAAUGAUCAUAUCUCAGCUGAAAGAUCCAUCAAUUUGUUUUUGUGUCUGCUUGAAGUGAAUGAUCAGACUCUGUUCAGAGAGAUUGAGGAGCUUGUGAGAUCACACAAACCCUCAAAGAAACUCUCUGCUGCUCACUGUUCAACAAUAGCCUACGUGCUUCAGAUGUCAGAUGAAGUGAUGGAUGUGUUUGAUCCGAAGAAAUACAACACAACACAGGAGGGCAGAAGACGACUUAUACCAGCUGUCAACAACUGUAAAAAAGCUCUACUUGCUGACUGUAAUCUCACAGUUGAGUCGUGUGAAGUCAUCGCUUCAGCUCUACAAUCCUCAAAUUCUCCUCUGAGAGAGCUUGACCUGACUAACAAUGACCUGCGGGAUUCAGGAGUGAAGCUCAUCUCUGAUGCUCUCAAGAGCCCAAACUGUCAGCUAGAAAUACUGAGGUUAUCAGGUUGUAUGGUGACAGAUGAAGGUUGUUGUUAUUUGGCUUCAGCUCUGAGUUCAAACCCGUCACACCUGAGAGAGCUGGAUCUGACCUACAAUCACCCACAACACUCAGGAGUUCAGCUGCUCUCUGAUAAACUCAAUCAUCCAAACUACAAACUCAACAAACUCACGUUGGAUUAUGGAGGAGAGAAUCGAAUUACGCCAGGACUGAAAAAAUACUCCUGUUAUCUCACACUGGAUUCAAAUACAGCACGUCUUGAUCUCCUUCUGUCUCAGGGAAACCGAACGGUGACACGCGUGAAAGAUAACCAGCCGUAUCCGGAUCAUCCGGAGAGAUUUGAUCAUUAUUGUAAUGUUCUGUGUAAAGAGGAUCUGAAAGGACGCUGCUACUGGGAGGUUGAAUGGACCGGAGUGGCUUAUAUAUCAGUGGUAUAUAAAGAGUUAAAGAGAAAGGGCAACAGUAAUGAGAGUUGUUUAGGAUAUAAUCCAAAUUCCUGGAUUUUAUUCCGCACAAAUGGGGUCUACUCUGUAGUACACAAUGCGAUAAGCGCAGACUUACCUGUGUCUUUACCUUCCUCUAAUAGAGUAGGAGUUUAUCUGGACUGGUCGGCCGGUACUCUGUCAUUCUUCAGCGUCUCUGACACACACACACUCACACACUUACACACUUUCAACACAACAUUCACUAAACCUGUUUGUGCUGGAUUUGGUCUUCACCCGAAUUCAACUCUGUGUUUGCAUUAGAUGCCCCCACAUUUUUAAUCUUGACUCUUAGAAUAGUUUUGUUUUUCAGAAAAAUGACUAACAGUUUCCAUUAUCAAGGUUUGCAGAAGACAUGUGGAUGAAGUGUUGCUCUCUCAUAGCUCAGAUUUGAUGGAGUUCUUAGUUACGUUUUGUUUAAUCAACUUGUUUCUUCUAAAAUUGGUUAGGAGAAAUAAAAUCAGAAUUGUUAAAAUACACAAUGUGAAGUCACCAUUUUUGUGACCAAUUUUAGUUUAGUUUGGUGCCCAUCUUUCAGUAUUUGUAUAUAAGCAUUUCAACAUGAUUGUGUGUUGAUGUAAAACACAGUUUGUUUUUAUGGUUAUCAGAUGUCUGUUGUUGACUGAUAAAAAGUAAAUGCACAGUAGCUGUUGUAAUGGACAGAUUUUUCUCUGGCCAUUCAAAUCUCAACAGAGGUGACUUGAUGGGGAAAACGAAGCUUUUCGAAACUUAAAUCAGUUGAACCAAUUGCUUCGCUAAUUUAUUAACUGUUUCAAAGCAUUCGAAACAUCAGACACGCUUGUGAAAAAAACUUCAAAUUACCAGCAAACACAAUAAACACAUUUCAUUUGAUAAACAUUUAUAAUAAAACCCUAAAUUAGUAAAACCACAGUAGAGAUCAACAUGGUAAACCAUUGGAGUUACGAAACAGAAAUUACGUAACGAAGCCUCGUUUGCUGAAAUCAUGUGACUUCCCCAAUUUGGUACACGUUCUGAACCAAUGAACUUGUUCGACUCCAUGCCCACCGCAACAACUGACAGAUGGAUGACAUCAAAGUGCUGAUUCGAGAGCGAUUCAAAACUUCGUAUGAUUUCUCAAAUCCCUCUCGUGGUACCUUGACGUCAUCCGUCUGUUCUUGCGUCGCCGCAUGAAAGUCAAACAAGCCAUUCAAAAUUGGGACAAUCGUGAGUUUUGUACUGAACCCCCAGCUAUGCGUACACUGCAGCAUGAAGCUUUCCAGUUGAUCGUCACAAUAGAUUUAUUUAGUUUGGUUAAAUCGUAGCAGAGUUCGCUAGCUCACUUGGUGCGGUUUGUUUGGGCAGGUGAGAAUCCAGCAAUCGAACUGUGAUGCGCACCAAAAGCGAACCAAACAAACAGACCGAGAUCUCCUUGAAGAGGUGGUCUUGAUACGUUUUUAAACAAACUCUGGGGCGGUUUGUUUGUGGUGAGAACACGAUCAGAGAUCAAACAUACAGAACUAACUACAAAAAGUACUGCAAAUUUUUGGACUAAACUAGCUGCCGUAGUCAGCUGCGCUGUGCAUUAUGGGAUGAGGAAGUGUUUGUAGACAGAUUCUAUUAGCAACAUUAGCAAAAUGGCAGGUCACGUACAAACCUGGAGUUGCAAGGAGGUGCGGGCGGAGCCUCAGAAAUUUGGUGGCUUCGUCGUUUGCAGUGCAUAAAACUUUGUUUACAAGCCGACCUUACCAAAAGUCUACAUACGCACAAAAGCCAAAAAUUGCAUACGCCAAAAAAUAUCAAGACUUAUAAAACAAAGUAAUUUCUUUAAAAAUCCUUUAAAAAUCUAAGAUUACCCACAAGUGUGCGUACAUGAAUCAUCCUCAGAUCCCACCCUGCAAGGCCAUUCUCCCAUCAAGUUUGUUUUUUUAUAGAUCAAAACCUUUGCAUGAAAAAAGGAGUACACACCAGCCCUGUUUUGUGGGCACGCUUUAUAAAUGAGACCCCAGAGCAAUCAGUGUGGUGUGAAAAGGAACCAAAACUGCUAAAAGGCUACAAUGUAUCAUUUUUUGCCUUUGGUCCGGACCAAAUGAAUCGAACUACAGAUGUGAAAGCACCCUUAGACUGAUUUUCUGUUGUGUAAAGUUUUAGUGUCUUUUAUAGUUUUUUCUUUUUAGACUUUAUCAAAUUAGCUCGGAUAACUUUGUCAUAUUUGGCAUGAAAACUACUGUAUGUGGCAAAUACUGAAUCUCGUUGAACAGGUUUCAACUUCAAGAGCUUAAUGUUUUAUCUAGAUAGGGACAAAAAGUGAAAGUAUUUGAGUUUGUUUUGAUUUCGUGUCCUUUUGUACCCAUGUGACAUUCUGCACUCUUAAAAAGGUCAUCAUUCAGAUGUUUAUUUCAACAUAGGUUAUGAUUGUAAAGAUACUAACAUACCUAGAAACACGGUUUCUUUCAAUAAUGCUUUGUUGGUUUUUUAUCUAUGGAUGUAAAUGUAUCCUAGGGAUGAUACAUUAAUUCACAUUACUGUGUUAUGUGUGUUCAAGUUUACAAUCAGCCCUCUAAUAAAUAAAUGUUCAUAAAACGUUCUUUUUUGGACUGUAUGAUUCUCAUAUAACAUUUAGAGAACGUCUGACAAGAGGUCUGUCGUAGUGCAGAAAGUUUUAUUAAACUAAAACCUUUGACUAAAAGAGAACCGAAAGUUCUUCAAAACUAGCUCUGAGCUUUUUAUAGCACAUUUAUUUAAAAAAAAAUAAAGUCACAAUAAGAUUAAAAAAAACAUUUACUGACGUACAAAAGAGCCCAUACAUAAAAUGAGAACAUUGCAGUAAAAAUAUCUACUAUUUUUACUAAAGACCAUUGCUCUACUAUAAACAUUACAUGUCAUUUGGUUUAAAGUUCAUAUUUUUCCAAAAUUUGCAAUAUCUCCAAUAACAUUUUUCAAGAACAUGG